AUGGUUCAAAUUAAAAGAUUCUUUUCCAAAAUUGGAAAUAAAAUUCAUAAAAAAGGAAAUUCAUCAAAAUCAUCAAAGAAACAAACUUUAAAUAAUUUAGAAUCCGCGAAAUAUAUUCCAGUUUCAAUUCCAACAACAACAAUUAUAAAUUCAGAAACAAAAGUUUCAACUCAAUCACAAUCACAAGUUCAACGAAAUUCCGAUCUCAGAUUAAAUUUGGAAUCAAUAAUCAAAGGUAUUCAAGAGAAUAGAAUAUUAGAAGUGUUUGACAAGUUCUAUCAUCAAGAUAUUGUAAUGUAUGAGAAAGGUGAUUCAACAAAUAGAGUUGGUUUUGUUGAGAAUAGAAAAGUAGAAGAAGGUUUCUCAAGUAAUGCCACUGUACAUGAAGCAAAGGUUUUGAAGAUCAUUGUUGAUGGUGAUAAUACUGCGUAUGAAAUGUAUAUGGAUUUCACAUAUGGUGGAAACAGAAUGCAAAAGACACAAUGGGCUUUCCAACAAUGGAAAGAUAAUAAAGUUAUAAAAGAAGAAUUCUUUUAA
Heterostelium album PN500 is the source of this 537-nucleotide messenger RNA. RefSeq lists its product as uncharacterized. The transcript has a single exon. The coding region runs from base 1 to 537 and encodes 178 amino acids. Lineage: Eukaryota; Evosea; Eumycetozoa; Acytosteliales; Acytosteliaceae. The record is from RefSeq and is a predicted model, not a curated record.